Molecule: messenger RNA, 1124 nt
Organism: Colletotrichum scovillei
Lineage: Eukaryota; Fungi; Ascomycota; Sordariomycetes; Glomerellales; Glomerellaceae
Exons: 1
Coding region: 246-1019 (257 amino acids)
Source: RefSeq, a predicted model, not a curated record
GUACAGUGGUCUUGCGAGCCAUCAUUCCACCGAAUGGUAGCUAAAGGAAGGACCAUCCAGCGGAUACGUAUGCUUCUAAGCCAUGUAUGACCGACGGCUGACUGAACCGCGAGGCGUAUAGGCAAUUACCUUAAGCGAUCAAAGUGACCCGGAAGGCAGGUUGUUAUGACCGCAUAGGAACUUUUUGGCUGGACUAUGACACAUUGCUGGUUCACAUCCGCACUAAGCUGCUGUCAUGAUGGAUCAUGAAAUGGGGAUUGAAGGCAGUCACGGGGAACUUAGCGAGAGUCCAAGGUCCACCGACGCAGGGAGAGGGAAUACGAUGGCAACGUCACUUUCUCAAUCGUUUGGGUACCCACGAGCUUGUUGUCAUACCACUGAUCUGUGCUCACUCAUUGUUGGCCUCCAGUACUACAACCUUGAGUCUUGACUGGUAUAAAUCCGCUCGUCCGCCGCCACUCCGGACGGUAUAUCAACUCAAGACAUCACGUUGUCCAAAACAAGCAGACAGCUACAAACAAUCACUCUCCUCUCAAUUUAAUAUACGACCCAAAUUGUUUCCUCAAGACCUCGCGACAAUGCAGAUCACCAACUUCUUCCUCACAGCCCUGACUGCUGCCUCUGCCGUCUCCGGCUCACCCGUUACGAAACGUGAGGUUAAGUCAAUGAUGGCCGCGGGUGUCGCGGAAUGGACCAUUGAAGGCUUUACCCGCACCUGCAAUGCCGAGGAUACCUCUUGCGACUACAGCUUCAACAUCAACACCCACAUCGCAGAUCCCACAGCCUGCAAAUUCACAACUACCGGCGCACCUGCAAGCCGCGCUGCCUCAAACACCAAAUGUGGAGCUUUCUCCGUUACAUCCGGCUGGAGCGGACAGUUCGGUCCGGAUGCGGGAUUCACAACCUUCUCUGUCACGGACCAGAAGCUUAUUGUUUGGCCCGCCUACACCGACAAGCAGCUGGUUAACGGCCAGGCGGUAAACCCUGACCAAAGCUACGCUCCCCAGAACUUGCCUUGAUCGGGUCACCACGAUAUUCAAUGGAAUCAAUCGCAGAAGUUUUAUGCCAUAGAGCAUCAGAGUACAGGAUAUGUUAUUAUUAUAGUAAUCGAUUGUCUUUACCCG